Messenger RNA from Thunnus maccoyii (southern bluefin tuna), 948 nucleotides. Its product is annotated as ovarian cancer G-protein coupled receptor 1-like. Gene Ontology annotation, cellular component: membrane. Bases 1 to 948 code for a protein of 315 amino acids. The record is from RefSeq and is a predicted model, not a curated record. NCBI's taxonomy places the organism in Eukaryota, Metazoa, Chordata, Actinopteri, Scombriformes, Scombridae. Gene Ontology annotation, biological process: phospholipase C-activating G protein-coupled receptor signaling pathway; positive regulation of Rho protein signal transduction. Gene Ontology annotation, molecular function: G protein-coupled receptor activity. The transcript has 4 exons.
AUGACGCUAAAGGGGUGUCACUCUGAAGAAGAAGAAGAUUUCUACAUCAACACCUCAAAGAUGGAAAGCAAUAAUUACAGCAAUGUCACAUCUGACUAUGAUUAUAACUACACCGAAAAUGGUGACAGCAGCAGCUCCUUCUACAGCGACAGCGGUGAUGGCUUAGAAGAAUUCUUCUUAGAUGUAAUGGACUGCCUAAUCAUUAGUUUCGGCCUUCCUUUAAGUCUACUGGCCAUCUACUCUCUAUAUUCCCAGGUUCAAAAUACCAAUGUUGCUCCAAUCUUCCUCAUCAACCUCCUCAUCUCUGACAUCAUCCAGCUCUGCUGCAUGAUCGUCUUUGUGGCAGAACGUCUGAACUUUGAUAUACGUAUCCCCUUCAUUCAUAUUUAUGAAAUUGGUGUGCUCGCCAGUGUUGGCUUCAUGGUCUGUAUCGCCCUGGAAAGGUAUUUGGUCAUCGCAUGGCCACUGUGGUACCACUUCAGAAGAACCAUCAAGAUCUCUCUUGCAGUCUGUGUCGUGGUCUGGACCCUUCCUCUUCUUUAUGUCCUCCCUGUCUAUUUCUUGGUUAAAUUUGAGAUCUCAGAAAUUAUUUUUGCUGUCCUCCUCCUCAUUCCUUUCCCACUUCUCAUAUUCUUCUUGGGUGGGACCCUUAAAGCCCUGUCUGCAGCCAUCUCGGUCUCCUCUGAUGAAAAAAGACGAAUUGUGGGAAUGUUGGUCCUGGUGGUGCUCAUCUACACGCUGCUGUUUCUACCCAGAAUAAUCGUGUUACUGUCAUACAAAGCCCAAAGUAAUCAUGACUUCCGCAAACUGACUCUCAUGCUUCUUGAGCUCAGUCCUCUUGCAGACUUGAUUCUGUAUGUUUUCAUUAAGGAGACCAUGGACAAGCUUUUGGCCUCUCUGUGUUGUUGCAUAAUGGACAACAAUGAUAACAACAGAUCAUCAACAUGA